Linum trigynum is the source of this 3111-nucleotide messenger RNA. The record is from the annotation of a GenBank genome assembly. Lineage: Eukaryota; Viridiplantae; Streptophyta; Magnoliopsida; Malpighiales; Linaceae.
CCUUUGAAAUUAGAAACACAUUAUCAACCACAGCCACGCCAAGUAGAGCUACUAAUCUUGACUUUGCUUUUUCCUAAUCUGGAGAGAUGACGGAAGGAGAAGUUGAAUGAGAAAAAAGAAGUACAUUAUCUUAAAGCAUUAAUGAUGAUUAGUACAAUAAUAAAGUAAUUAUGGGCUGCUAAGCAUCGAUUUUGUUCCCAAAACCACUGUGUUUUUUCCUUUCUAUUCUCGAUUGGCGCCGAGUCUUGUAAUUGUGUUGACCAUUCCAUUUUCCCCCCUUGUUUGCGUUUUGGGCAUCUGCCGUGCCGUGUUUCGUUUGUAUUUUUCUCCUCUCUCUCUCUCUCUCUCUCUCCUGCUUCUUUUGUCUUGUAGUGGAUGAUUGAUAGUAGAGUUCAUUUCCAAGUUAUUUAUUACUAAGCAAACAGGUGAAGCUAAUCGGGUCGGCCCCUCUUUUUUUUUUGGUUUGUCAAACUUGGCUUCUUCCUUCUUUUGUCCUCUUCUUCCUCGCCUUUUCAAACGAACCAGCAGGUGGCAAGAGCGCCUUAGAUUACAAAUCCAAAAAAGAGGAAGGUGGGAGAAGCCUUGGUAGCGAGGCGGUGCUGCUGGUCGUCUCUUCUCCUUCUUCUUCUUCUUCUAGCGUUUCCAUGGUUCAAACAUAAACCUCCAGUACAUGAUUUUGACUCUUUAAGCAAAACCCAAAUGUUAGCAGAAGAAGAAGAAGAAAUCCCACAAAAACCCAUUACCCUCUUCUCGAUAAAACAGUAAUUGACCCCUCUCUCUCUCUCUCUCUCUGUCUCGAGAACAAGAACCAGAGGAGGAAGAAGAAGAAGAGAUCGCAUGGCGGGUGAUAACGAAGUCAACCUCAAUGAAUCCAAGAGGGUGGUUCCGCUCAACACCUGGGUACUGAUAUCUAACUUCAAGCUAGCUUACAACCUCCUCCGCCGUCCCGACGGCUCAUUCAACCGCGACCUCGCCGAAUUCCUCGACCGGAAGCUCCCGGCCAACACCAACCCCGUCGACGGCGUCUUCUCCUUCGACCACCUCGACCGAUCCACCGGGCUUCUCAACCGGGUCUACCGACCCGAAUCUCAAUUGGGUCCGCCCACCGCCCCGAUCGACCUCGAGAACCCGCUCAGCACCACCGCCGUCGUCCCCGUCAUCGUCUUCUUCCACGGCGGGAGCUUCACCCACUCCUCCGCAGGCAGCGCGAUCUACGACACGUUCUGCCGCCGCCUCGUCCCCCUCUGCGGCGGCGCCGUCGUCGUCUCCGUCAACUACCGCCGCUCGCCGGAGAAUCGGUACCCGUGCGCCUACGACGACGGGUGGGCGGCUCUCAAGUGGGUCAAAUCCCGGCCCUGGCUCUGCAGCGGCAAGGACCGCAACUCCUCCGACGUACACGUGUACCUCGCCGGCGACAGCUCCGGCGGGAACAUCGCUCACCACGUGGCCGUGAAGGCCGCGGAAGCUGGGAUUUCGAUACUGGGUAACAUCCUGCUCCACCCGAUGUUCGGCGGGGAAGAGAGGACGGAAUCGGAGAAGCGAUUGGACGGGAAGUACUUUGUCACGGUUCAGGAUAGGGAUUGGUAUUGGAGAGCUUUCUUGCCGGAAGGGGAAAGCAGAGAUCAUCCGGCAUGUAACGUGUUCGGACCCAGAAGUAAGAAUCUAGAGGGGAUGAAGCUGCCCAAGAGCUUGGUGGUGGUGGCUGGUUUGGAUCUGAUUCAGGAUUGGCAGCUGGCGUAUGUUGAAGGCAUGGAGCGAGCUGGGAAUCAGGUGCAGCUCAUUUUUCUGCAGGAUGCGACGAUUGGGUUCUACUUCCUGCCAAACAAUCAGCAUUUCCACUGUCUUAUGGAGGAGAUUAAGAACUUCGUCAGUGCCGCCUAACCAAUUUGUAAUGUAAAACUACUGAUGCUACUCAUAAUAGUAGUAAGUUGUUGUUAACCAUAGCAGCCACCGGCUUACCCCAUUUGUCAGAUCUAGAGAUAACGAAGUAUGUAAAUUUCCAGUCUGACGAGGGGAGUCGUGUCGUGUUGUAAUUUUUCAGUCACACCUGUUAAUGGAUGAAACUAUUGCUGUUGCGAUAUUGAUAAUGCCGCCUGACGUUACCACUAGACCAAUGAUCAGAUGGUUUUAGAGAUUGGACACUGAACAGAACGAAUUUUGCUUUUUGCUGUAUUAUUCCUGGUGUCAUAACUUGCAUUACAACUAUGAGCACAUAAAACAUCGCCAUGGCUACCAAUCUGUAUAUCGCUCCUACACCUGCUAAAAGGCGCUCUUACAUUUGCACAGCGAGGAGCACAUAAAUUGUUUUGGUUUGGCAAGAGCAAGAUGAAUAGGAGUGGUGAAUUCUGAGUCAGUAUUUAGUAUUUCCAUCAAAGAUCAGCCCUCUAGCUUCUGUCAAAUAAUACAACAAAUCAUACUGCUUGCUAUUUUACUUUAGUAUAUUGCAAGCACAAUCGCUUUCUGAAAAAAUUGACAUCAUUAUUUAUUGCAGAGGACUUCAUGUGUAUCUCUACUCUGAUGGAUGCUUAUAAAUCAUACUUUCAAACUACAUUUGAUUCAUAAGAAAUAAAUAAGUUGAAUUAGCUUUUACUCCCAUUACUAGAAAGACUUUACAAACAAAUCCAGAAGCUAAAAUCUGAAAGCUAGAAGUAUUUUGCUUAAUCCAGUACAAUGCCAACUCAAUUUAAUUCAAAGAAAGGACCAAAUUAUCCCACAUUUUCAAUUAUCUUCCUUAGUGCAUCUCACUUCCACAGGGUUUGUGUCAAAAAGACUUACUACCAGGAUCCUCUUCAGCAACUUACAUUGCUCUUGUCACCUUCCCUAUGUUGUACCUAAUUUGCAUUCUAUUCUGUGGUAGACAUUGCCAUUAAGAAACAGAAAUCUAAGUCUAGACACCAACUAACCACCUUCAGGUUUCUGCUCUACUAUAUGUAUUCUGUAGUCACCUUUUUUUAAAGUGCUAUCCAGAGUCACUUUCCCAUAUUUUAUGCAACACAAAAAGAAAUGGGAAAUGCAGGUUUCUUGUUUGAGAUAGUAGCAUGAAAAUUAAAGAAAACAAAAGAAAAGUAGGGAUUUGAAGAACCAUGCCUUCAAUGAAAGCAUAGGAAAUUA